CAACGGAAAGCAGAAGUUGUUUUUAAUAAAAAUGGCAGUCAAGCUCGGAGUUAUUAUUCCUAUUAAUAAAAGGAAAAAGAUUAAAUUACCUGAAAGAAUGCUUAAUAUUUGUAAAGAAAAAAAUAUUGAAGUCAGUGUUCUUGAUGUUAAUGAUGAUAAUUUUUUUGAAACUGGUCCGUUUGAUGUUUUACUACAUAAAAUAGAGGACUUUUAUAAUGAAUGUUCUCCAGAGGAAGCAUUACAGCGUACUACAAAAGUUAGAGAGUAUGCUGCUAGGUAUCCUGAUAUGAUUGUUCUGGAUGAUUUUGAUGUUUCAAUGAAAAUGACAGAUAGAAAUUUUAUGACAAAUGUUAUACAACAAGCAUGCAUGACGAUUGACGGUAUAACAGUAUUUGUUCCAAAAAUAAUAGAAAUUCCUGAAAAUUCAACUUUAGAGGAAUGUAAACAACUGGUUUCAAGUAAUUUUAUGAAGUUUCCAGUUUUAGCAAAACCACUUUCUGCAAGUUUGGACCAAGGAUCACAUAAUAUGGUUCUGAUUUUCUCAAUGGAUCAUCUUAAUAAUCUUCCAAAGCCGUGUUUAUUGCAAGAGUUUUGUAAUCACUCUGGUAUCAUUUAUAAAAUAUUUGUUAUAGGUGAUCACAUUAGUUUUUGUGAAAGGCCAUCGAUAAAAGAUAUUCAUCAAUCUGAUCAGAAAAAUGAUACUCUUUAUUUUGAUACAAGAGAUGUAUCAAAAACUGGAAAAGCUUUUAUACCUGAUCUUCAUGAAAGUAACCCUAAUGAUAGAGUUUGGCUUUCCUCUGACGAAAAUCCAAACAUGUUAAAUUUCAAUGUUGUUAAUGCAGUUGUUAAAAGAGUUAAAGAGGUUUGUAAUAUUCAUUUAUUUGGGUUGGAUAUCUUGGUUGAAAAAGAAACUGGAAACUAUGCAUUAAUUGACUGCAAUCAGUUUCCAGGAUAUACUGGCAUUAACGAAGAGUAUUUGCCUAAAUAUUUAGCAGAGUUAGUCUUAAAGUUGGCAAAAAAAUAAUUAUAAUAAAUUAUCGCUUUUUAAAUAUAUAUAGCGCAUAAUUUA
Messenger RNA from Hydra vulgaris (swiftwater hydra), 1069 nucleotides. RefSeq names its product inositol-tetrakisphosphate 1-kinase. Gene Ontology annotation, biological process: inositol trisphosphate metabolic process. Gene Ontology annotation, cellular component: cytoplasm. The record is from RefSeq and is a predicted model, not a curated record. Lineage: Eukaryota; Metazoa; Cnidaria; Hydrozoa; Anthoathecata; Hydridae. Gene Ontology annotation, molecular function: inositol-1,3,4-trisphosphate 6-kinase activity; ATP binding; inositol-1,3,4-trisphosphate 5-kinase activity.